CUUCGUUUUUUUCUCUUACAUUUUCCAUCAGGACAUCAGGAACGUCAUUAACAAAUAUAUAAUUUGUUUUCUUUUGGUAGAUUUACUUAUUCUCAUCAUUUGUAAUUACUACAUAAACAAAAUGCAAGUUCCUCCAGUUUUUAUUGAUAUGUCUCUUGAAGACCAGGCUCAGGAUCUUAGAGUAUAUUUAAAAAAUUUGGGAGCAGAAAUAUCCGAGGAAAAGUCUCCGAAAGGUAUAGAAGACGAUCUUCAUAAAAUCAUUGGUGUUUGUGAUGCUUGUUUUAAAGAAGGCCAAGAAGCUGAGGUUGAACUUGUUUUAAAUGAUAUUGUUUCGAUUAUGGUCUUGAUUCCAUCAGAAAGAUCCGAGAACAUAAUAUUGGCUUUUUGUGAAAAAUUAACCAAAGCUCAGGGUCUUGAAUUAGGGCAGGUUUCUUUAAGAGCCUUAUGGCUACUUUUCCAAUCGUUGGAUGAUCAUUCCCCAAUGCGAUAUCCAGUUUAUUACCAUUUAAUACAAAUUGCCAAGCAAACAGACUCGGUAAAAUCAGUGUUUCAAGAUGUUGAGCAUCUUAAGCAGCAAUUUGCCAAUUGUCCUCCCUCUAGCGAUCAACUUCAAAAACUGUACAGACUUCUACAUGAAGUCUUACUUAAGAGUAAUCAGAGUGAACAAGCCGCAAUGGUUAUGAAAGAACUCCUAGGAACUUACACUGACAAAAAUGCAUCUCAUGCCAGAGAAGAUGCGAUUAGAUGUAUCGUGUCGGCCUUGGCAGAUCCUAAAACAUUCCUGCUGGAUCCUUUACUCGACCUUAAACCUGUGAGAUUUCUUGAAGGAGAGUUGAUACAUGAUUUGUUGAACAUUUUUGUUAGUGAAAACCUAGCUGCAUACCUCAAGUUUUACCAAGAACAUAAGGAGUUUGUAACUACUCAAGGUAUGUAUACUAAUCUCUGUAGAAGGGAUUCAAAUCACCUUGUUGAAGUAAAAUUUAUGUAAGAUC
Leptinotarsa decemlineata (Colorado potato beetle) is the source of this 992-nucleotide messenger RNA. RefSeq names its product eukaryotic translation initiation factor 3 subunit m (gene eIF3m). Gene Ontology annotation, molecular function: translation initiation factor activity. Gene Ontology annotation, cellular component: eukaryotic translation initiation factor 3 complex; cytoplasm. The record is from RefSeq and is a predicted model, not a curated record. Gene Ontology annotation, biological process: cytoplasmic translational initiation. NCBI's taxonomy places the organism in Eukaryota, Metazoa, Arthropoda, Insecta, Coleoptera, Chrysomelidae.